UGCGGCUGCAGUUGUUGUUCGUAGCUACGUAGGAGUUUUGCCUGCGGCUACGCUUUUGUCUGUUUUUUUUACCAGUUUAGUGCUCAGUUGUGUUCCGAUUAUCGAACUUUUAGUAACCCAUUUUCCUUCCAGCUGUGUUGUUUUGUUGGUUCAGAAAAAUCAAACAAGAGGUCAGAAAGUGUCUGUUUAGGUUUUCACCGAAAUCAUGCAGCCCCAACCCCAGCUCGGUGCCGGUAAGGAGAGCGAUGUUCAGAAGCAGCCCACGGCGGCGACGACGACGACGAUGGAAACGGCCGUUAACGGAAACGGGACCCAUAAGGUUGCAGCUGCUGAAGCUGCGCUUCUGCAAAGCCCAGGACAACAGCAAAAGCCCAGAAAGCUGUCCUUCGACGAUACCGAUGUGGAGCUGUCGAAACUGAAACCGGGCACCGAGGUGCACCGGUUUCCGUUCUCCCUUAUGGCGCUGAAGGUCGCUGCAGUGUUUGUCAUCGCUGGGGGAUUGCUGUGGCAGUACCUGCCGCUGCCGUUCAACUCGGGGUCGCUGACUUCGUCACUGGACACGCUCCAUGAGUGGCGUCAGCUGGUCGCCAAUCGCACCGUGUCCACCAUCUCUGGCAUCGACUUCGAUUUCGAUGGGUGGUACGCGAUGCUGCAAGCGAAAGCCAGUGAAGCUCGGGCUCAGCUGCGGGAACCUUCGAUGAUCCUGCUGGCAGCGCUGUUCGGUCUCGGCGUGAUGUCCUUCACCUAUCAUGUGAUCUACCUGGACAGCAACAUCCCUGGCGUCAAUCCACCGACACCCUUCUCAGCCAGUAAACAGAAGAGAUUCUCCGAUAAGGAACGGCGGUUUCAUCUCGGUUACGUAACGGCACUACUCAGCGGAUUGACGGUGUUUUUAAUCUGCUUGCUGGUCGACUAGUUGGCUCACCCGAGAAGCACUUGAAGUGCGCCUUCUUCCACUAAUCAUUCCAUAGUCACACACAAAAAUCCGGCUAUGGCUAAUGUUUCCACAGACAGUGCGGGGCCUUACAGUAGUAAUCAACAGCGAACAAGUAACAUUUUCUUUUACCCUGAUCGACCAACUGAAUAGUAUGUAGAAUAAGGCAUAUUUUGAACUUUGGAGCACUUUUAUUUGAUAGCAAUUGCGGUGACUAUUUAUUUUCACGUGUCAUUACCAUGCAAUUAGACUUAGAAGGCGUAGUAUAGCUGAAUUGUUAAUUUAACUAAUCCCAUAUUGCAUAUAUUGUACGCUAAAAAAGAGCAAAAGACUAACCAUUUACUUUUUUGUUGAGAAUAAGUGUCUGAGCUUAACAUAGAACUUGCGGCUUAAACAUUAAGCGUGGUAAAAUAAGUUGCAGAUGACAGCGAAAUUUUGUAGCGGGCAGCUGCUUGUAUCAAUCAGUGUUUAGUUUUAAUAUAAUUGUAAACUAUAUAUUUUGAUCCUAUCUCGGUACAAAUAUA
Messenger RNA from Sabethes cyaneus, 1458 nucleotides. RefSeq lists its product as uncharacterized. The record is from RefSeq and is a predicted model, not a curated record. Bases 206 to 916 code for a protein of 236 amino acids. The transcript is spliced from 4 exons. Lineage: Eukaryota; Metazoa; Arthropoda; Insecta; Diptera; Culicidae.